AUGCUUGCGAGCAGACGCUCAGCCAAACGCUCAGUCAAUAAACUGUCCCCGGUGGGUACUGCGAUCAGCUCAUUCCUCUUCCUUGCCUUUCCAGAACCUGGAGUCCGUAGCUACGCAACUGUAAACUCCACCAACAACAGCAAGUACGACUGGCCACCCAAUGCCUCCCCAACCCCUUACCAAAUCUUCAACUGCAAGCAGGGUGCCCCAUACUCAAAAGCUCGCUUCUACGAACUUGUCAAACUCUACCACCCAGACCACUUUCGGCAUCGCCCCGGCGAAGGCCCAGACAUAUCGGAGCCCAUCCGGCUAGAACGCUUCCGCUUGAUCGUCGCUGCAAACGCCAUCCUCUCCGACCCAGUUAAGCGAGCAAACUACGACUACAGUGGCGCCGGGUGGAAUCUUACCUCGGUAUGGGAGACCACCAGCACCAAUGCCAGCCAGCGAAGGUGGUGGACAGAGCGGGAAGGCCACGGCAGCUUCGCCAGGCAGCACUACGGGAAAGGCGGCCCUAACGACCCUGCCCAGAACGCAACAUGGGAGGACUGGGAACGCUGGCGCCAGCGUCGGGCGCAUCCCGGGACCGGUGGGGGAGGAGAGCAUCAAGGCCCGUUAUACACCUCCAACGGAACGUUCGUUACGGUGGUGUUCAUACUAGCGUCUGGUGGCGCACUGAUGAAUAUCUCGCGGGCGAAUGCUAAUGGGCACAAUUUUCUGGAGCAGAGGGAGAUUAGGCAUGCGGAGAUUAGUCGUGAGUGGGCGAGAAGGAAGAGGGAGGUUGCUGUUUUGGGGUCGAAGGAGGAAAGGGUGCAGACGUUUUUGAAGAAUAGGGACCCAGUUAGGUAUGGGAUUGUUGGCCCAGGGGGGGGAGGAUGAGGAGUUUGGGGUUGUAUAGGGAGGUUAGUGGGGAGAAGGAGAUGUAUAUGGUAUAUGGGGGAGGGAUGGACUCGCUUCGGGUCGGUGUCACACAUGUCUUUCUUUUGGGCUUGGUGGUUAGGCUGGUUCUAACUGCUGUCUCUUGGCGCUAUGGGGGUUUCCAGUCUCCUUUUGACAUUCUUUACUUUCUUUACUUUCCCUUGGAGAACAUGGAUGUGGGAGAGAUGCGCUGCUGUGCUCGUACCAUUGCAAGCCCAUGAUACCGCGCCCGUGGUGGUGUUGGGAACGAUCGGUAAUAGAUUGUACCAGUACGAGUACAACUUUACCUUAUCCGAGCACGGGUGGCCAUGAGAUUGUGAUCCAGGGCCUCAAUCAGCGGGUGCUAGCAAUCCCGUCACUGGG
Messenger RNA from Tuber melanosporum (Perigord truffle), 1278 nucleotides. RefSeq lists its product as uncharacterized. NCBI's taxonomy places the organism in Eukaryota, Fungi, Ascomycota, Pezizomycetes, Pezizales, Tuberaceae. The transcript has a single exon. Bases 1 to 876 code for a protein of 291 amino acids. The record is from RefSeq and is a predicted model, not a curated record.